Molecule: messenger RNA, 1003 nt
Organism: Epinephelus moara (kelp grouper)
Lineage: Eukaryota; Metazoa; Chordata; Actinopteri; Perciformes; Serranidae
Gene: mespba
Product: mesoderm posterior ba
Exons: 2
Coding region: 10-801 (263 amino acids)
Biological process (GO): mesoderm formation; heart morphogenesis; somite rostral/caudal axis specification
Cellular component (GO): nucleus
Molecular function (GO): DNA-binding transcription factor activity, RNA polymerase II-specific; RNA polymerase II cis-regulatory region sequence-specific DNA binding; protein dimerization activity
Source: RefSeq, a predicted model, not a curated record
CCACACAACAUGGAUACCUCCUCAGUGCCUCUGCUCAACUACGGCCUGCAGUACCAGUGGUGUUCUGACUCGGAUCUCUCCAGCAUCUCCUCUUCAGAAACCCUCUCCCCUGUUCCCUCUAUGGAUUCCAGCCUCUCUCCUUCCUACCAGCAGCUGCCACAGUCCACUCCUAAAGCAGCCAAGACUGGAUAUUCCCAGACUCUCAAAUCCUCACCCUGCUCCCAUUCUGGACGUGGCCGGAAGACGGGCCGAGCCACCCGGAUGCGCAGCAAGCAGAGGGAGAGCGCCAGCGAGAAGGAAAAGCUGAGGAUGAGGGAUCUGACCAAGGCUCUGCAUCACCUCAGGUCCUACCUCCCGCCCUCGGUGGCCCCUGCCGGACAGACCCUGACAAAGAUAGAGACCCUUCGCCUUACCAUCCGCUACAUCUCCUACCUGUCGGCCCAGCUGGGCCUCAGCGAGGAGGUGCUGUUUCAGAGGAGGGAACAAGGAGACACCUCGGCCAGUGACAUGUCCUCACCUGACAUCCUCAGCUACUUCCAGCACGGGUCCAUGGGGGGACAGGGGGCCCAGCUGCAGAACCAGAGCCUGUACCCAGCCCAGUGUCACAGCCAGAACACCAUGCUGCAUUCUGGGAACUGUAGUUUUGGUGUGGAUCAGUACAGUGGACAGUACAUUGAAGCUCCUCAGGGAGACAUGAGCAUGGAUACCAUCCUGCAGUCACCUCCAGCAACACAGCCCUGCUGUCAGAUGUGUGGCAAAGACUUCUGCAUGCCGCUGGUUCCCAGAGAAUACUGGGGUUAAACACCCCAACACAUCAUCAUCACCACCAUCAUCUUCAUCAUCCAACAACAGACACAAACUCUGUUUUAACUGCCUCACUGUGAAACAAGUAAUUUAUUUAUAAUAUAUAUGCUAUACUACAUUUUAUUUAUUUUGUCCUGUGAAAUGUUCCAUGUAAAUAUUGAUAUGUCUAACAACUAUUUUUAUAUUUCUUUAUACCACU